UUUUGAAAUCAACACAAAUGAUAAUUUCUCUGAGACAGUGGCAUGGCGAUGGUCGUUGAUGUAGAUGCCAAAGGGGAGUUAGGGUUUCCGUACUGGACUCCAGUUCGUCGACGUUUUAGCCCCGAUUCUCCCUUCUUUUCUUGUGGUAACAUUGAGAGGGAGCUUCUCGCUAAACAGGUUGCAUUGGAUUUAACAGAAGAUGACAAGCAUCAGUUGCAGAAUUUGGUGGAUCAGGAUGGCAGGGAGGUUUUUUGUCCCAUUGUUGGGUGUGGUGCACACUUGACAUGUUUGGAAAACUUUGAAGACCACUACAAUACACGACACACUGCAUCCUGUUCGGUGUGCUCUAGAGUUUACCCAACGGCUCGCCUGCUCAGCAUACAUGUAUCUGAAGCACAUGAUUCAUUUUUUGAGGCAAAAGUUGCACGUGGCUAUGCCAUGUAUGAAUGCCUGGUGGAAGGCUGUGCUUUGAAAUUCAAGAACUACAAAAGUAGGCAACAGCAUUUGGUGGACAAGCAUAAAUUUCCCAGCGCAUUUGAAUUCUUCAAGAAGGCCCAUCCAUCAAAGAAGGCAAGACAGAAGCACCAGCGUAGACUAGCUAUUCGAAAGAGGGAGGAAACUUCAACCAAAAUGGAAGUAGAAGGUGAAACCAUUGAUGGCCUCAUAUCAGCAGUCUCUAGAUUAAGCACUUCAGAUUCACCUCCUUCUGUCAGCUUUGGUCGCCGCCACACUCGUGGUCUUAUGUUUGUACCUCGUACUGUUCAGCGAGAAAAUAGCUCACACAGUGGAACAAAGAGGUAGCCACCUAAGUUGUAAAUAACAUGCCUUCUUCCACCAAUACUGCCAAUGGCUUCGGCAUGUAACAAUGAAAAAGGCAAUAUGAGAGCUGUAGGAGACUUAUAAAAUGCUGUAGAUGAUCUGCAUAUUGCACAGAAUCAUCUAAAAUGCUGUAGGAGACAUGUUGUGCAUAUAAUUUGCACCCAAGGCGUCACCAUUCUGCUUGCAGACAAAUUUUAUUAUUAUUUUGAGGCUAUUUAUUUAUUUUUGUAAA
Hevea brasiliensis (rubber tree) is the source of this 1051-nucleotide messenger RNA. RefSeq lists its product as uncharacterized. Bases 43 to 801 code for a protein of 252 amino acids. The transcript has 4 exons. The record is from RefSeq and is a predicted model, not a curated record. Lineage: Eukaryota; Viridiplantae; Streptophyta; Magnoliopsida; Malpighiales; Euphorbiaceae.